Molecule: messenger RNA, 883 nt
Organism: Lethenteron reissneri (Far Eastern brook lamprey)
Lineage: Eukaryota; Metazoa; Chordata; Hyperoartia; Petromyzontiformes; Petromyzontidae
Gene: SSR3
Product: signal sequence receptor subunit 3
Biological process (GO): SRP-dependent cotranslational protein targeting to membrane
Cellular component (GO): endoplasmic reticulum; membrane
Source: RefSeq, a predicted model, not a curated record
ACUUCGCUUGACGCGAGUCGGGGGACGGACCUCUCCUCCCCUUUUGCCGACUUCUCUCUCUCUCGCUCGCCCCUUCCUCCUCCUCCUUCCUCCAGCCGCAGCAGCAGCAGAAGUCGUCCAGACGCUCCCCUCGUCGACCAUGGCGCCCAAGCAGAGCGGCCGCGGAGCCGCCUCCGAGGAGGAGCUGCUGCUCCAGGACUUCAGCCGCUCCGUGUCCACCAAGUCGGCGGCGCUGUUCUACGGCAACGCCUUCAUCGUGUCGGCCAUUCCCAUCUGGCUGUACUGGCGGAUCUGGCAGAUGGAUCUGUUCCAGUCGGCCGUGCUGUUCGGCGUGAUGACCAUCGCGAGCACGUGGCUGGUGGCCAUGGCCUACAAGAACAUGAAGUUCAUUCUGAAGCACAAGGUGGUGCAGAAGCGAGAGGAUGCGGUGGCACGUGAGGUUCUCCGCAAGCUUCCCGAGGCUGACAACAAGAAGAUGUCCAAGAAGGAGAAAGACGAGAGGAUCCUAUGGAAGAAGAACGAGGUGGCGGACUAUGAGGCAACCACCUUCUCCAUCUUCUACAACAACACCCUCUUCCUUGUGCUCAUCAUUGUCGCCUCGUUCUUCCUGCUCAAGAACUUCAACCCCACCGUAAACUACAUCCUGUCCAUGGGUUCCUCGGCCGGUCUCAUUGCCCUGCUGUCGACCAGCCGCUAACAUUCCUCACUCAGCGCCACAACUCAGCUGGAAGUCUUUGGAUGGUGUUUGGAAGCCACACGCCAUCACUGUCAAUUGCAUUUAUGAAGUUAUAUGGGGGGCCCCCAUUUUAUAAAUGCAGCAUGUCUUGAGGUCCGUGCUGAGAUUUGUCGUCGAACUUUCAAUAAAAGCCGGUUGUUUACUUAA